Messenger RNA from Lactuca saligna, 1734 nucleotides. The record is from the annotation of a GenBank genome assembly. NCBI's taxonomy places the organism in Eukaryota, Viridiplantae, Streptophyta, Magnoliopsida, Asterales, Asteraceae.
AUGGUGGUUGAAUCAUGGUUUCGUGGUCUACUAAAGUCUUCAAGAAAACACGACCAUGGUCAAGAAAAGGUCCAGAUUGGAGUAUUAGCUUUUGAAGUAGCAAGCUUACUAUCAAAGCUGGUUCAUCAAUGGCAUUCUCUUAGUGAUAAACAAGUUGCAAAAUUAAGGGAAGAAAUCAAUAACUCAGUGGGUAUCAAGAAACUUGUAUCAGAAAACGAUGAUUACAUAGUAGAUUUGAUAUGUGCAGAAAUGCUACAUAAUUUGGACUGUGUUGCAAGAGUAGUCACACGUCUGGCAAAAAGAUGCAAUGACCCUCUUUUAAAAUGCUUCGAGCGUGCAUACGAUGAUUUAAUCAAGUCAGGCGUUGACCAGUACCAGUGGCAGUUGACCUGGAAAAAGAUGAACAAGAAAGUCAAAAAGAUGGAGAAGUUUAUUUUAAUCAACGCAAAUUUGUAUCAAGAAAUGGAAACCCUCACAGAGCUUGAACAAAUUUUAAGGAGAAUGAAGAGCAAUGAAGAACAAGAUAGCAUAACUUUGGUGGAAUAUAUGAAGAAAUUAGCAUGGAAACAGCAAGAAGUCAAACGACUAAAAGAGUUAUCUUUAUGGAACAGGAGUCAUGACUAUGUGGUUGUCCUUCUCGCAAGAUCCAUCUUCACUAUCUUCAAUCGAAUCGGGUUUGUUUUCGGAAUGAACCACGUAUUACCUCUGGAAUCUGAUUCCGAUUCCGAUUCCGAUUUCGUUUCCGAUCAUAUGUAUAGAAGUCAAUCGGUAUCCACAUUACUUCAAUCUUCCAUUCACCCAUCCGAGAAUCGCAUCACUUUAGGAAGCAUAAUAUCAAGAUCCGGCCCGAUAUCAAGAACCAACAAUCCAAACAAUUUCUAUUCCGGUCCACUUGGGAAUUCAACCACGGUUUCCGGUCCCAUCAAGCGCAAAAACAUAACGUAUUCUGGUCCUAUAAAGUCAACAUCAAAAUCCGGCCCGCUAGCUCGCAUGUCCAAAACCGGAAUCAAACUAUGGAACGGAAAGAGCCCGACACCACAUCGUUUCAGCACCACCGGACCUUUCAAAGGCUGUAUGCUCGCCGGAAACGGUUCUCCGGUGAAGCACUGUUAUAUAAAUCCAAACGCCACCUGUUCCACGACCCCACAAACAAUCAAAGAAUCCGAAAUGGAAUUCCAAUUACCAAACUGUGUCCCCAAACACAAAGUCUUUGAAGCUCCACCAGAAACACUUGGUGCUGCUGCUUUAGCUUUGCAUUAUGCUAAUGUUAUUAUUGUUCUUGAGAAACUUGUGGCUUCCCCUCAUUUGAUUGGGCAUGAUGCGAGAGAUGAUUUGUAUAAUAUGCUGCCAAAAAAUGUUAGGAGUGCUCUUAGAGUGAGGUUAAAACCGUAUGCCAAGAGCCUGGCAUCGUCGGAAUACGAUAUGGGUCUUGCGGAGGAAUGGAAUGAGGCGAUGUCUGGAACUCUGGAAUGGUUGUCUCCGCUUGCACAUAACAUGAUAAGAUGGCAAUCGGAAAGGAGUUUUGAACACCAGAAUCUGCUUUCCAAGACGAAUAUGCUUCUUGUACAGACUCUUCAUUAUGCGAAUCAGGAAAAGACGGAAUUGACGAUUACUGAGCUUCUUGUUGGGUUGAAUUAUAUAUGGAGGUUUGGGAGAGAAGUGAAUGCAAAAGCUAUGAUGGAAUGUGAGAGUGGUGGGUUGAUUGAUGAGUCUGUUGUGAACUCAGUGAGUUAA